This is a messenger RNA of Camelina sativa (false flax), 1266 nucleotides long. NCBI's taxonomy places the organism in Eukaryota, Viridiplantae, Streptophyta, Magnoliopsida, Brassicales, Brassicaceae. The record is from RefSeq and is a predicted model, not a curated record.
GGCGCCAAUCUGGUGAGUUUGAUCGUCACUUUUUGUCUCUCUCUGUCUGUUCCGAAUCAUUUGGGGUCUGAGUUUCAAUAUCGUACACCAACUGUUCGAUGAAAUGUCUUAGAGGAGUUUCGUACUGAUUCGUUUACCUCACUAGUUGCGAUCCUUCUUCCCGUUAUCACGAAUCGUAGAAGUUUCGGUUUGCUGAAAAAAGCUUGAAGAUACAAUUUUGAAGAUGAGCUCUUCUUCUACUGUUUGGUGGGAAGGAGCUGAGAAGACACGAGUUCUUAUCGCUCCAGGUUGUGGUGGAAACAAACCCGGAGAACUAUUAAAACUUCGCCAUCCAAAAUCAGAAAAUGGAACAUGCUACCUUUUUAGUAAUGGGAUGCUUCAAGAACUUCAGUGGUUUAAGCAAUCAUAUGGUUCCUGGCUCCUUGGAGAUUACAUUUCUGAAGAUGGAAGCUUAUAUAUGGCCACUCCAGUUGAUCCUGUUUUCAUCUUGUUGCCUAUUUUUGACGAAGCAAGAAUGAAGAAAGGUGAAGAUCUUGGAAAGUUCAGGCAACUGGAUGAGAUUUUAUUUGUGGAAGGAUAUCCUGGAUAUCAACAACUUUUGCCUGUUGCAGAGAAGUGUAUGGACAUUGUUUGUCAAACUCAAGAGGUUGGAUCUAUGAAAUUCUAUCGGCUUGAUAACUCGAAAGUUUUAGCUUGGUUAAGUUGUAAGGCGUACUGUUUAAAGAGGACACUACCAGAAUUGGACAAGAACUAUGCAGCUCAAGAUGAGAAACAAACAUUGGUAGAUGCAGUUUCAAUUGUGGGAGAGUACCUGAAGACAGAGCCUUGGUUGAAGCUUCUCUAUGACCAUCUUGGGCUGGAGUUUGUUGACCCGACAAUGAAAGAAACAAAUAUGGAGAACCUUUCAACUGCAAAUGAGAUAACACGGCACCCUCAAAUUCAUUACAGGUGUGUGUAUGUAAAAUCUGUAGACAAAAGCUCUAAAUUCCAUAUAUUUUGUGUUCCUUGUUAUUUUAGUUAUCAAUUCUACUUGUUACAUUUCUUACGAGAAAGCAAAAAAGAAACCUGGAAAACAGACAAAGCAAGCAAAGGUAGAGACUGGAUCAAAGAACAUAAGGGAUAUGUUUUCAAGGGCUUGUAAGAAAAAAUGCUGAAUGAGUGAAUGUUAUAAAACCAGUUACAGUAGCCAACUCUUUAUGAUUGUAUUUUUGCCAACUCUUUAUGGUUAUUUUUUUAGCUAUCAGAUGAUAUUUGCUUAGCUAGCAA